Messenger RNA from Perca flavescens (yellow perch), 489 nucleotides. It is a transcript of the gene smim11, whose product is annotated as small integral membrane protein 11. The coding region runs from base 109 to 312 and encodes 67 amino acids. The transcript has 3 exons. The record is from RefSeq and is a predicted model, not a curated record. NCBI's taxonomy places the organism in Eukaryota, Metazoa, Chordata, Actinopteri, Perciformes, Percidae.
GAUUGGCCUGUAGACGUCACUCACUACAAGCCCCGCCUUCUUCAGAGAAGUAUUAUACUUCUCUGGCUGUCGCAGUGAACAAGAAACUUCAACACCACAGACACCAAAAUGAUCAAUUGGAAGGCUUUGGACAAUGUCCCCUUGCUUCUGUACAUCCUGGCCCUGAAGACGCUGCUGCUGUGUAUGGCGUUUGCCGGGGCGAAGAUCUACCAGAGUAAGAAAGCAGACCAGGCCCUGAAGAAGCAGCAGGAUGAGAGGAGGAGGCUGGCCCAGCAGACGCAGGAGCUCAUAGACAACAAGAAGGAGGACUGAGCAGAGAGGAGAAGCUGCUCUACACGGGGAGACGCGUUACCGACCUGAGGAACAAGCCACCUACUCCACCUACGAGCCAGAUGUCUGACUGUCAGCAGCAGGAGGACCUUCCUGUGCUUUAGGAAAUUGUUUGCGGUUCCAGUACCAGUUUUUAUAUAUAUAUAUAUAUAUAUAUAU